Molecule: messenger RNA, 1201 nt
Organism: Aedes aegypti (yellow fever mosquito)
Lineage: Eukaryota; Metazoa; Arthropoda; Insecta; Diptera; Culicidae
Gene: Cpr51A
Exons: 1
Coding region: 578-1120 (180 amino acids)
Source: RefSeq, a predicted model, not a curated record
AUAUUCUAAAUUGCAUGUGAGUGCAACAUCUCAAUGUUUCCGCUUGUUCGACAGGUUUACGCACUCACGUGUUGAGGUGAGGAGUAGUAUCUAUAUGCAAUCACUUUAUUGUACGCACGUAUCAAUUUAUAACUGCCGAAGGACAUUGAAGCGCAUCCUCCCCACCAUCAUUCGUUAUCUGGUAGAGUUUAUCGAACUAUCGGUUAUUAUCUGGGUAUACUGAACUUGGGUCGGCGCAAGAUCAUUACCAAUAAACGGCGCCUGGGCAAAGAAGAAAGUGAAACUUGUUCGUUGUUCUUCCAUUCCUAAAUGGGUGUACUAACAAUUCAUACAAACGACGAGUGCCAACGGCACUUACCAGCUCUAUACGGUGCACGGCAGAAGCGGUAAAUAAUUUAAGAUGGGUACAACAACUUGUUAAGAGACGACAAGAGAAGAAGCCUACCGCUCCUUCACACUCAGGGCCGGUUAGGUGGCAUGAAGUCUUCGUCUUUGACCUUGGACGAAAAAUUCAAUAUAUAGAUCAGGCUGGCCAGGAAGAGGAAUUAGUAUUGUUUCUAGAGUAGUGUUAAGAGCAAUGUCGUUCAGGUGCACAAUCGUUAUACUUGCCACACUUGGCACGCUGUGUUUAGCUGCACCUCAGAACAGUUUAACCGUUGGCGGCAAAACCGAUGCACUUCCUGUAAAAAGUGAUCGUGACAAGUAUGAAGUAGUUGAUAGUGUUCCGCAAGAAUCUGCGAGGAAAAACGAGAGGAAUCUGCGGAAGGAUGACGAUAAAGCUUUGGAAGAAUUUCAAGCCAAAUCAGCACAUUAUUCGUAUGACUCGUCGAUCACGGACACGAUCAGUGAUCAAACCGUUCAACGACAGGAAACCCGCGAAGGAUUAGCACUGAAGGGAAUGUAUGCAUACAGUGAUGGGUUCUACAAGCGUGAAGUGCAUUACGUUGCGGACGAUAAAGGCUACCGAUUGGUGAAGGAGAUCUCCAUCCCCAUCGGAGAAGGGCCACAGGAAGAUCCAAAUGGAAAGGCUGACGUUUCAUCAUCACUAUCUGGAUCGUACUCGAUCACAGCCGACGAUAUUGCGCGACCUUCGUACAAAAAGCAUCCGAAAAAAGUGUAAAUGUUUUAGCUCAGUGUCUAUUUAUUUGUAAAAAGUUUGUAAAAUUUGUUUCCGAUCAAAUAAAGUUCAAGCUCGUACACA